AUGACGGACCUGAGUCUUGAGAUAUCAUGUUCUUCGCAGGGAAUUCUUGUUCAUCAAACCAAAUACACUAUAGAUAUUCUCCAACGGUUUGGCAUGCUUGGUGCUAAAUCUUGUGCUACCCCUAUUGCCUUGGUUGCUGAUGCCAAUACUGGCCCAUCUUUCUCUGUUGAUAAUGCUAAAAAUUACAAAGCUCUCAUUGGGGCUCUUCCUUACCUCACUUUUUGUCGACCUGAUAUCUUAUUUUCAGUCAGCAAGCUCUCUCAAUUUAUGCAUCAUCCCUCCGACUCUCAUUUGACUGCAGCCAAGAGRGUGCUUCGGUACCUUGCAGGGACGCUUAAUUGUGGUCCUAAUCCUAUUUUUUGGGGGGCUAAGAAACAAACAACUGUUUCUCGUAGUUCCACGGAAGCUGAGUAUCGAGCUCUUGCCUCCACAACAGCUGAGCUUUCUUGGAUCCGUUAG
Messenger RNA from Momordica charantia (bitter melon), 459 nucleotides. NCBI's taxonomy places the organism in Eukaryota, Viridiplantae, Streptophyta, Magnoliopsida, Cucurbitales, Cucurbitaceae. The record is from RefSeq and is a predicted model, not a curated record.